This is a messenger RNA of Macadamia integrifolia, 1565 nucleotides long. RefSeq lists its product as uncharacterized. The transcript has 11 exons. Bases 1 to 990 code for a protein of 329 amino acids. Lineage: Eukaryota; Viridiplantae; Streptophyta; Magnoliopsida; Proteales; Proteaceae. The record is from RefSeq and is a predicted model, not a curated record.
AUGAACCAAAGCUUGAUGGGUAAAUUGGACAUGUGCCGAGAAACUUGUUUUGGUUUGCCUGCUUCGUUUGUUCUAACUCGCGUGCUCUCUCUUAACCCAAGUCUUCGGAUGUUCUCAGCUGCGAUUACUUUGCUAUGUGAUCCUUCGUUAAUGGCGAUUCGAGGCGAUCUCCUCAGCUGGGUACUCCUCAUCAUAUUCUUAGUUGGAGGUUCUUUCAACACUGUCUCAGCCGUAUGCGACCUCAGCCUCAUUCACCGCAACGACAUCUACAACUUCAGCUUGAUUUCUCCCACCCAAAAAUAUCCUCACGGCGUCCUCAGCGAGGAUGGACAUUACAAGGUAGCCGCAAAUGAAUCUGUGCUUUGGUUUCAGCUUUGCGAUGGAAUGAUAUUCAACCAUGAUCCACCCCACUGUUUUGACUGCCAGGAUUGCGGGGGUCCAUCACAUUGUGGGAUGACAUGUAGUGCUCUUGUGGCCAACGAUAUAAAAGAUUAUCCUGUCUGCACUACGAUUGGGCGAGCCUCGAGCAUUGAUGUUGAUGUCAUUGAUAAAAAGAAUCCUAUGACGGGUGUUGUUGUUAAGAUGUCAAGCAGUGGCUCUGAGAUCAACUGUUCACUUUCUGUUUUUGUUUUUUGUGAUUCAAAUGGACUUCAGGGACCAUCCACACUCGAGAAAUUAGGGACAUGUGAUUAUGCUACCAGGCUAAGACAUCCUUCAGCUUGUGCCAAUGUUAUAUCUAUUCACGGAGGAGGGUGGGGCUGGUUAGGUACUCUCACAACCAUAUUUUUGUGUCUCCUAGGAGGGUAUUUGAUGGCUGGUACAGUUUAUCGAUUUUUCUUCCUUGGAGUUCGUGGUAUAGAAGUUAUCCCAAACCUGGAGUUUUGGCUUAGUUUACCACAAAGGAUGCAGAGCAUACUUGGAUCUUUGAUAAGGAAAUUUAGACGACCUUCUGAAGGCCAUCGAAGUUCCUACUCUCCUGUCAACUUCUGAAUGAGGACCAUUGACAUAAAAAAUCCCUUUGAUAUAUUUUGGCUUUAUAUGUCAGUUCUGGGAUGAGAAAUGCCCGAUGGAGGGGUUUCGCACAAGUUGCCCUUCUGGUCAAAUAGCCUUCAUGCUGUAUGCCUGUAUCAGAAAGCAGAGCUAGAGUUCUCCACCGGAAAUGCAGUACCAAUUCUUUUUCUUUAAAGUUACUGGCAUAAACUGCUCGUUCUCUGUAUUACAAUAGCUAACUGGUCACAAUAUCUGAUCAAAGCUAAUGUGCGGAUUUUGAGUUCAUUUUUGUUCUUCAUUAGGUAAUAUUCUUUUUAGUAAAUGGGUCGUUUCUUUCUCUUCAAAUUUGAUGGAAGAAAAUUCACACCACCCAAUUUUGUUGUUUAUAUUGUAAGAUUUAUUUGAACCAUCCAUUUGGUGUACUACCUUUGAUUGGCAUACAAUUGGACUGCUUGGAGACUUCGACCAUUCAGCCUUCUGAGCUGGAGUUAGAAAAUGUAAACUUUUGCAAUCAUGAAUUUGUAACUAAUUAUUUAAAAAACGUUGCAAAAUAUGCUAAUUGAACUUUUCAAAUA